AUGUUGAUCACAAUUAACCCACGGCCUGUUCACAAAGAACAAAAAGAAAUUCCCAAAAUAAAUAAUCGCAGAAUUAAGUCACAUUCUGUGUGGAGGGGAGAGUUCCCGGGGUCAGGGAGAGGUGCAUGGGUACCAGGGAGUCAUGGAGGGAGUGAGCCCUGUGGGUGCAGGGGUAAAUUCCCGGGGUCAGGGAGAGGUGCGUGGGGACCAGGGAGUCACGGAGGGAGGGGUCUCUCCGAGUUUCGCUCGUCCCGGGCCGGACUGCAGUUCCCGGUGGGCCGUGUUCACAGGCUUCUGAGAAAGGGCAACUAUGCUGAGCGGGUGGGUGCCGGAGCCCCGGUCUAUCUGGCUGCUGUGCUCGAGUAUCUGACGGCUGAAAUCCUGGAGCUGGCCGGCAACGCGGCCCGGGACAACAAGAAGACCCGCAUAAUCCCCAGACACCUGCAGCUGGCCGUCCGCAACGACGAGGAGCUCAACAAGCUGCUGGGAGGGGUGAUCAUCGCUCAGGGCGGGGUGCUGCCCAAUAUCCAGGCCGUGCUGUUGCCCAAGAAAACCAGUAGCGCCACCAACCCCAAGAGCAAGUAAAUCGGUGAAGCUUCAAUCGAACCACCCAUAGGCUCUUUUCUGAGCCACCCACAAUGUCUGUGGAAGGGCUGAGCACCGGCUGGGGUGAGUGCGCGGGACUUCCGUUCGGUGUAUCUGCCGCAGACACCCCACCCCACGUCUUGGUCUAAAGCGCUUUCUCUCCCCUGAAGCAAACCACCAUUUAUCUGCGCAUAAAGCGGUCCCCCUCAGCCCGGAAUCCCUCCCCGUCCCGAAUCCCCACACUCUCCCGCAUCGGCCAUUUUACCGAAAAUGAGGAAAUUGUCCCUCACUCGCCCCUGUACUUCCUGGGGGAAUGCGGGACGACGCUUAUGAUUGGUGGUGAAGCGUCUAAUCUCAUGGGUGAGAGAG
Pristis pectinata (smalltooth sawfish) is the source of this 954-nucleotide messenger RNA. RefSeq names its product histone H2A, sperm-like. The record is from RefSeq and is a predicted model, not a curated record. NCBI's taxonomy places the organism in Eukaryota, Metazoa, Chordata, Chondrichthyes, Rhinopristiformes, Pristidae. Gene Ontology annotation, cellular component: nucleosome. The transcript has 2 exons. Gene Ontology annotation, molecular function: DNA binding; structural constituent of chromatin; protein heterodimerization activity. Bases 1 to 585 code for a protein of 194 amino acids.